This is a messenger RNA of Impatiens glandulifera, 671 nucleotides long. Its product is annotated as protein TIC 20-v, chloroplastic-like. The coding region runs from base 22 to 621 and encodes 199 amino acids. NCBI's taxonomy places the organism in Eukaryota, Viridiplantae, Streptophyta, Magnoliopsida, Ericales, Balsaminaceae. The record is from RefSeq and is a predicted model, not a curated record. The transcript has a single exon.
UCUCCAUCUUUAGAUUUGACAAUGGCCAUUUCCAAUCUUCUCUCCCCUUCAAAACCUCUUAUCUUCUAUUCAUCUUUCUCCUCCAAGAUUUCCAUCUCAAAACCAUCAAAACCCAAAACCCUAAAUCUAAUAACCGUCAAAUCCAAAGGCAGCGACUCCGCCGACCUACCAGACCGUCUAAUCUCCGGCGUCUGUUACUUCUACCCUUUCUUUGACGGAAUCCAGUAUGGAAAAUACGUCAUAACCCAAUUCUCACCUAUUGAAACCUUAAUCCAACCACUGGUGCCUGCAAUUAGGGUGUUCAAGAGUUUCCCCUUUAAUGGGUUUUUGGUUUUUCUGACUCUAUACUUUGUGGUGGUGAGGAACCCUAAAUUCAGCAGGUAUGUUAGAUUCAAUACUAUGCAGGCUAUUGUUCUUGAUGUGUUGUUGAUAUUUCCGGAUCUUUUGGAGAGGACGUUUAAUCCGAAAGAUGGGUUGGGAUUGGAUUUGAUGAUGAGUUUGGAUAGUACUGUGUUUUUGUUCUUGUUGGUUUGUUUGAUUUAUGGGUCGUCUGUUUGUGCUUUUGGUCAAGUUCCUAGAUUACCUAUUGUUGCUGAAGCUGCUGAUCGACAAGUUAUGUGAUUUGUAAAAGGAAUUUCAUUCAAUCUUUAUUUGAUCUGCUGUUGUUCUUA